GAUUCCUCAAGGUCAUACGGAAGCAAUCAGAUGACCCGAAGCGAACGUUAGAUCGACAAAAAUCCAACCUAAUUGGGUCAAGAGCAUUGCAUAUCAUUGAGGCACAGCAAGGGUCAGAGAUAGCAGACUUCAGGUCGAGAAUGCAGAUCAUCUGCAAUGAUGUAACGUGUCAUAGGAUCGAGGACCAGUCGGGCUGGCAGGCAUUUGUGUACAAGUACCCAUUACGUCUGACUAACGCUGGUCUCUCUGACGAGGGAAGGGAGGUAAUCCAGGAAGGAAUUGUUCUCACCGUAUAUGUGGAGGAACCAACUGGGAACCAAAUAUCCUUCAUGAUGAAAGAAUCUAUUGAAAGCACCCCCUCUCAGCUGAUCGCACAGGCUCUAAGCAAGUGGGCUAACAAGACUCGGAAUCAGGCUCACAUGCCUGACAAAUAUCUCCUCAAGACUGUUGGACUUUCUGACUAUGUCUAUGGGGAAAACCCUCUGAAAGAGUAUAAGUAUGUAAAUGACUGUAUAAUGAAGAAUGAAGCGCCUGCUUUUCUGUUACAAAGUAAAGACGACAUACUAGAGAGGAGUGACAUAGCUAGUCGGCCACGUCCUAGCAUCCUGUCCCGUCCAUCCACAGGGAUGAUCUCCUCCCCAACUAUAAAAUCACCUACAUCUGUGUGGCACGUCCUCGAGCAGUUAUCCUUUAAACUACAGUAUGCCCAAAACGUGGAGAUACCUAAUGGCAGUAAGGUGAAGUUUUAUGCUGGACUGUUCUAUGGUAUGGAGUCCAUAGAGACUAUAAGUACUGAGGAUAUAGUCAUCUCUGACAGCCAGUGUACCUGGAACCAGGAAAUGGUCUUUAAGACGGAAGUUAGCGAAAUCCCGCAUAUGUGUCGUCUGUGUAUGGCUCUCCACGGACGCACCAAGGGCAAGGAAAACACUUUGAUCGCAUGGGUAAAUGUCCCACUGUUUAACUACAAGUCCCGACUGAUGAGGGGUGAAUAUAAGUUUUCAAUGUGGGGCAGAUCUGAUCAUCAACAGCAGGAUGAAAGCUUCUAUCCUAUAGGCACUGUCUUCCAGAAUCCUGAUGAAGAUGCUACCGUUCUUGCUAUAACGGUCCCCAAUUUUAAUAGAGCUGUCCCAAUUGUCUUCCCAUCAGACAAAGAGGUGCUGCAGUGUGCCAGUGACAACAUGGAGGAUCCCGACAGCCUUGGGUCACCAACGUGGCACCCAAGUAAUUCUCACCUCAUCCAGCUGCAGCAGAUCCUGGAAAAUGACUCGACUAACAUGUAUCAGCUGGUAGAACAGGAAAAGGAAUUGGUGUGGCUACUGCGUUAUGAGUGUCGCGACAACUACCCACACGCACUUCCUCACCUCCUGUCCUCGGUUAAAUGGUACAACUACAAAGAUGUUGCCAAGAUGCAGGCCCUCCUACAGACUUGGAGACAACAACCAGUUGAUUGUGCUCUUUCACUACUAGACUUCAACUUCCCGGACAGAAAUGUUCGCAAGAAAGCCAUUGACUGGUUAAACGAUACACUCAAUGACAAUGAACUGUCCCAGUACAUGCUACAGUUGGUGCAGUCCUUGAAGUUUGAGGCCUACCUCUUCUCUGAUCUUGCCACCUUCCUGUUGGAGAGAUGCCUGUGUAACCAGCACCUCGGACAUCAGUUGUUUUGGCUUCUCAAGUCAGAGCUUCAUGACUCAAAGGUGACUGUUCAGUUUGGUUUGAUUCUAGAAGUGUACCUCCGGUUUAGCCGAGACCAUAUUCCAAACAUUUGCAAACAACAGGAGUCAUUGUCUAAGCUCGUCUGUCUUAACACAAUAGCAAAACAGAAAUCUUCCAAGAACAACGUAAAGGCAGCCGACCGAAUACGACCUCUAUUGGCACAAAAGACUUACACGGAACCACUGACCAAUCUGUACACACCGCUUACCCCUCUCUUCAAGGUUGGCGUCCUCAGACAUGAGAAGUGUAAUGUGAUGGAUUCUAAGAAGAAACCUCUGUGGUUACACUGGACCAAUGCGGACGAGAGGGGCCAGGAUAUCCUCAUCAUGUACAAAAAUGGGGAUGAUCUGAGACAGGAUAUGUUGACCCUACAAAUGUUUACAAUCAUGGAUAACAUCUGGAGGGAAGAGGAACUAGAUCUCAGGUAA
Mizuhopecten yessoensis (Yesso scallop) is the source of this 2144-nucleotide messenger RNA. Its product is annotated as phosphatidylinositol 4,5-bisphosphate 3-kinase catalytic subunit delta isoform-like. The transcript is spliced from 17 exons. The record is from RefSeq and is a predicted model, not a curated record. The coding region runs from base 141 to 2144 and encodes 667 amino acids. Gene Ontology annotation, biological process: phosphatidylinositol 3-kinase/protein kinase B signal transduction; phosphatidylinositol-3-phosphate biosynthetic process; cell migration. NCBI's taxonomy places the organism in Eukaryota, Metazoa, Mollusca, Bivalvia, Pectinida, Pectinidae. Gene Ontology annotation, cellular component: cytoplasm; plasma membrane; phosphatidylinositol 3-kinase complex. Gene Ontology annotation, molecular function: 1-phosphatidylinositol-3-kinase activity; 1-phosphatidylinositol-4-phosphate 3-kinase activity.